Molecule: messenger RNA, 2007 nt
Organism: Suillus subaureus
Lineage: Eukaryota; Fungi; Basidiomycota; Agaricomycetes; Boletales; Suillaceae
Exons: 11
Coding region: 1-2007 (668 amino acids)
Source: RefSeq, a predicted model, not a curated record
AUGAGUGAGGACAAGUGGGCACCUUUUUGCGAUGAGGAAGAAUGGGGACUUGCAGAGUGGCUUGUCAAAAGUCUGGGCCAGACCCGAACCGAUGAUUUUCUAAAGUUGCUGAUAAAGGUUGAUGAACUUCCACAUGGAGCUGCCUGGAGCUGCAAGAAGAUCAGUGUCCGGGGAAACCAAACAGACAAGAAGGGUGAACCAUUGCACAAAGAUGUCAAGCUUUGGAUGUGUGAUCCUGUGGAACUGACCUACAACGUCCAGAAACAGUUACCAAAAGGAGCGACCAUAGCACCUAUCAUUCUUGCUUCAGACAAGACAUGUUUGUCACAGUUCCGAGUACGAGCGACAGUCCUGAUUGGGUACUUGCCUGCAGGAAAACUCAAAUGCUUCACAUCAGAUACAUGCUCCCUUGCUGGUUACCAACUCUUCCACCAUUGUAUGUCCCUCCUGCUGCAACCGCUCAUUGCUGCAGGACAAAAUGGCAUUGAAAUGGUAUGUGCUGACUCAAUGAUCCACCAAGUAUACCCAAUCCUUGCAGCAUAUGUGGUGGAUUUCCCUGAACAAUGCCUGGUCACAUGUUGCAAGGAGAACCAUUGCCCAAAAUGUCUGGUCACAGUGGAUGAAAGAGGUGAUCCACUGAGUACACCAAUGCGAGACCCUCCAUUGAUAAAAGAGAUAUUGAAGAAGCGACAAGAUGGUCAGCGUCCAGCUGAAUUUGAAGACUAUGGAUUACGCACUGUCUAUCAUCCUUUUUGGGCUGAUCUUCCACACACAGACAUUUUCCUUGCCUUCACACCUGAUCUCCUACACCAACUCCACAAGGGCAUCUUCAAAGAUCACUUGGUUAAAUGGUGCCUUGAAAUCAUUGGCAAAGCUGAAAUGGAUGCAUGCUUCAAAGCAAUACCGGAUUAUCCCAGUCUUCAGUACUUCAAAAAAGGAAUCUCGACAGUGAAACAAUGGACGGGUACAGAACACAAGCAGAUGCAGCGUGUUUUUGUAGGGUUGCUUGCUGUUGACACCCUUGAUCAUCUGGAGAGCACCCUUUCGGUAUUUCAUGCCAACAAAGAAAUCUUGUGCAAACUUGAAGUUCGAGAUCAUUUCAAUAUCCCUAAAUUACACCAACUCUUGCACUAUGUCCAGUCCAUCUCAUUGUUCGGUACUACUGACAGUUUCAACACCGAGCUUCCUGAACAACUGCAUAUUGACUUUGCUAAAGAAGCUUACCAUGCUAGCAAUAAGUGUGAUUAUGGGGAACAAAUGGCUUUGUGGCUUCAACACCAGGAAGCAGUGUUUUUACGUGGUUCCUAUCUCGAAUGGCUGUCAGAUCAGUUGGUGAGCAUGGCCAAUCGCACAGACCACAAGUACAGCAAUGAUUCAGGCUCAGAUUCUGAGAUAGAAGACUUGCAAUCUGGGUCAUGCACUCACAGUGCUACUCCUGCCAAAGCAAGUCUAAUGCCUCCCAUCACUGGCCAAUGCAUUCUUGCCACUGCACAUGACACAGUCACAUUUCUUCCUGCCCUCAAAUUUUUCCUAGACAAGCAUAUGCCGCACAAUAUCAUUGUUCCCAUUAUAAUUGCUGCCCCACCGGAUCUAGCAACACCUGAAGUAUCUCCUGGUCCUCGCCGGAAGCCUGGGUCCCCUGCCAAGUUUGACAUGGUCUUGGUGUUAGAUGGUGUACAAGUUGCACAAGUCCAUGUGAUAUUCACUCUGCCUCAUCAGUUUGGGGCAUACUCCCGAGCUUUGGCUUAUGUCGAGUGGUUCACUCUGCUUAGGAUGCCAGAUACCUCCUCUGGCCUGCACCAGGUGUCAUGUUCAACUCAUCGACUGCACUGGAACGCAGUGGUGAUCCAUGUCAACAAAAUCACUCGUCCAUGUCAUCUCAUUCCAAAGAUGGGACAGUCUGUUGACUGUGGAUGGACCAGUACAAAUGUCUACAAGUUGGCAAAUGAUUUCUACUUAAAUACCUUUAUUGACCUUGAUACAUUCUGCAUGUCUGCCAUCAAUUAG